GAGAAAAUGGCUGAUAAUUAUCAUUUGUGUCUGCUGGGACUGAUCAUUCUCUCUUCACUUCUCACAGGUACCAGUGGAGUGGAUGAGACUCAUGUGUUCAUCAGUUCUGGUGAAAAUGUCCGUCUGCCCUGUAAUAAUGCUCUUUCUGACUGCACAUCAACUGUAUGGAACUAUAACAGUUAUUCAGCAGCAGUUGAACUGAUUGCUUUUGGGAUAAAGAAGAACGACACAGAGAGACAUGAGAGACUGAGUCUGGGGUCUGACUGCUCUCUGAACAUCAAGAACAUCUCAAAAGAAGAUUAUGGAUAUUACACCUGCCAACAAUGGACUGGUGUGAUUGAACAAAAACAAGGAACUGAUGCAAAUGUUUAUCUGCAUGUUCUUCAUGGUAAUUUUAUGAUUACUGAGAUCAGUGCAGGCCGCUCUGUGACUCUCUGCUGUCAGUUGUAUUCAUAUGAUGGAGUCUCUUGUGAUGAUUGGAUCCGUUCUGAGAGAAUUCAGCUGUUCUGGGUGAAUCAGGCUGGUGUUAAACUGACGAGAUCAGACUCCAGAUAUCAGCUAUUAUUCUCAUCAGAUCACUGUAUCAUCACUCUGACUACAACACUCCUGAAU
Sinocyclocheilus rhinocerous is the source of this 612-nucleotide messenger RNA. RefSeq lists its product as uncharacterized. The transcript has 3 exons. Gene Ontology annotation, molecular function: MHC class II protein binding; protein tyrosine kinase binding. The record is from RefSeq and is a predicted model, not a curated record. Gene Ontology annotation, cellular component: external side of plasma membrane; membrane raft. Lineage: Eukaryota; Metazoa; Chordata; Actinopteri; Cypriniformes; Cyprinidae. The annotation marks the transcript as partial. Gene Ontology annotation, biological process: T cell activation; interleukin-15-mediated signaling pathway; positive regulation of ERK1 and ERK2 cascade.